UGAUAUUUUAUUCAGUAACGUUAGUGCUACCUGCUACCCGCUACCACAUUGGUUAGAGACGGGCAGUUCGUGUGGACUUUUAAAUAAUAUGUGUAAGGACUUCAUUUUGAUAUAGAGGUUUGCUACCCUGGUUUUAUUUUUUUUUUUAUUGAAAACAAAAUCACCUAUUUCCUACUUUACUAUGUAGCUAGGUGACGUUUUUUCAGGACGCGUCACUAGCUAAACUUCCGAGAAAAACAUUGGAAAAGUUUAUAAACGUGUCGGAGUCAUUAGGCGGUCCGAUUUCAAGAGCAAAGCUGGAGUGUUAGCUAUUCAAAAGACUUCAUGAAGUUGUGAAGCUUGUGAAGAGGCAGGUUUCACCAUGACAGAGCGGACUCCUCUUCUCCACUACCGCCUCUCCACCAGCGUCAAUGAAUCCGAGCCGCGGUCCCCUCCGCUCGGCAUGGCCGUGGUCCAGCACCACGGCAGCCCCCGGCAGAAGGCUGGCCAUCAGCGCCAACCGAAGAAACUCUCCGUCUUCAUCGGUGUCGUGAUACCUACCUUGCUGUCCAUGUUCAGUGUGGUAGUGUUUCUCAGAAUAGGAUUCAUGGUGGGCUAUUCCGGACUGUACCAAGCCAUUGCAAUGCUCCUGGUGGCCUACUUCAUCAUCUGCAUGACCGUGCUGUCAGUCUGUGCCAUCUCCACCAAUGGAGCCCUGGAUGCCGGGGGCGCCUAUUACAUGAUCAGCAGAGCGUUGGGUCCUGAGUUUGGUGGCAGUAUUGGCCUCAUGUUCUUCCUGGCCAACGUGUGUGGCAGCGCUCUCUUUGUGCUGGGUCUGGUUGAAGCCAUUUUGGCCACCUUCGGAGUGCCAGAAGACGGGUCUGCGGUCACUUCUGUCUACCAGGUCCUACCGUCGGGCUACUGGUGGUCUCUGCUUUAUGCCACGGGCAUCUCCCUGCUGUGCCUGCUGGUAUGCCUGGUGGGAGCCAACAUCUACGCCAAAGCCACAUUCCUUAUCUUCCUGGUGGUCAUGUUUGUCCUGGGCACCAUCUUCAUCAGCUUCUUUGCCGUACACCCUCAUACCAUCGUCCUUCCCAGUUCUUCCGCAUUUAACCCAUCAGCCAAUGGAACAGGCCCCGGGUUUCCCACCACAGCCAACUUCACUGGCUUCAAGUUGGAGACGCUGCUCGGGAACCUGUGGGCUAACUACACUGUGGAUUACACAACAGGAACCACGAUGACUUUCGCCAGCGUUUUUGCUGUAAUGUUUAAUGGCUGCACCGGCAUCAUGGCUGGCUCGAACAUGUCAGGUGACCUGAAGAAUCCUAGCUACGCCAUCCCCCGUGGCACCAUCACAGCGGUCAUCUUCACCUUCAUCAUCUACAACCUGCUCAGCGUACUGGUGGCCUGCUCCUGUGACCGCAUCCUGCUUCAGAGGGAUUACAGCUUCCUAAGAGACAUCAACAUCUGGAACCCCUUUGUCACCAUCGGGGUUUAUUCCUCCACUUUCUCCGCUGCCAUGAGCAACCUCAUCGGAGCCUCGCGCAUCCUCUACGCCCUGGCCAGGGACGACUUGUUUGGUAAGGUGCUAUCUCCGGCUAAGAAGACGUCCCACAGUGGUAACCCCUGGGCCUCGGUGCUCCUCUCCUGGUUCCUUGUGCAGCUGGUGCUUUUUUCAGGGAAGCUCAACACCAUCGCCAGUAUUGUGACCAUCUUCUUCCUGUUGGUGUAUGCGGCUGUGGACUUGGCCUGCCUUGCUCUGGAAUGGGCAUCUGCACCUAAUUUCAGGCCCACCUUUCGUUACUUCACCUGGCAUACGUGCGCGUUGGGCAUCGUAGGUUGCGCCGUCAUGAUGUUUCUGAUCAACGCCAUCUACGCCUCGGCCAGCAUCGCCUUCAUGUUGCUGCUGCUUCUGCUGAUUCACUACCUCAGUCCCACCUCCAGCUGGGGCUACAUCAGCCAGGCUCUCAUUUUCCACCAGGUGCGUAAGUACCUGCUGAUGCUGGACGUGAGGAAGGACCAUGUUAAGUUCUGGAGGCCUCAGGUCCUGCUGAUGGUUUCUAACCCUCGCAGCAGUGUGGGCCUCAUCAAAUUCAUCAACGACAUCAAGAAGAGCGGCCUCUACGUGUUGGGACACGUCCAGCUUGGAGAUCUCAACACUCUACCGUCCGACCCUCUGCAGUCCCAGUAUGACUCCUGGUUGUCUCUGGUGGACAAUCUCAACAUCAAAUCUUUUGUCAACUUAACAUUGGCCGAUUCUGUGCGUCAUGGGGUCCAACAUCUACUCUUCAUCUCUGGAUUAGGUGGGAUGCGUCCUAACACCCUCGUCCUUGGUUUCUAUGACGACUGUCUUCCAAAGGACAAGCUGAUUGAUCCGUCGCUCUGUACCAGUCAGCCCAGAGAUCCCUCGGGCUCCUUGGACGAGCUAGAGCAACAGUCCCCUCUCUUCCACUUUGCCUCGCUGCGGGGGUCCAGCGACAGACAGGAUUAUGGUGAAUUCGGGGACGGGAAGGUUCUAGGAUCCCAGGAGUACGUAGCGAUCAUCGCUGACGCCAUGAAGAUGCUGAAGAAUGUGGUGCUUGCCCGAUACUUCAACGACUUUGACCGAGCCCAGGUCCUCUCGCCGCCCUCCUCCUCUCCAGGGAAGGGAGCUGUGUACGUCGACGUCUGGCCGGUCAACCUCCUGCGCCCGGACAGCAGUAGCUACGUCGAUACCUGCUCUCUGUUCCUGCUGCAGCUGGCGUGUAUCCUCAACAUGGUGAGAGCCUGGCGCAAAGCCACGCUCCGUCUCUUCCUGUGCGUGGAGGAAGGAAGGAGCGUGAGAGGCUCCGGGGAGAAGCUGGGCCAGCUGUUGAAAGAGCUGAGGAUUAAAGCUCAGGUCUACUCGGUGCCGUGGGACCAGCAGGUGGCGCUACACUGGCAGCGCCAGGGCGAGUGGGGCAAGAAGCAGUCGUCGCAAUCCGCUGACAGCGCUAAAGAAGAGGAGAAGCAGAGACCAGAUGAAGAAGAGGAGAACGACUACGUCAAUAGCUUCCCGAGCAACGCCACGCGCCUGUCUAAUGACUACCUGUCAGCCGUCAAUAAGCUGAUCCUGGACCCGGCCCGGCCCGCCCCCGCUGUGCGUUUCUUGUACUUACCCCGUCCCCCAGCUGACACCAGCUGCUACACCACCUACUUACACCAGCUGGACCUGCUGACUCAGGACCUGGGCCCCACGCUGCUCAUCCACGGCGUCACGCCUGUCAUCACCACUGACCUUUGAACAGUCCCCUUCCUGACGCAUUCAGGGAAGCGCUCCUUCGGUUUGCUGAGGGCUGCUGAGUUUAGCAGAAGGUUCUCCCUGAAAGUGUGUGGACCACUCCUAGUGCAGCAUUACUGUAGACCUCCGCAGUACCCCGACACUGGCCUCUCCUCCCAACGACAGACUGGGGAAGAGAAAACAGCCCUUGAAAUUUCGACCCAUACGGUGAUGUCACUGCUGACUCAUUGAUACCACCUGCACUGCCUCGCACAAUAUCUGGCACUAUAGCUCUAGAGCCUAUUUUAGAAUAUUGAAAAUGAAUUCCCGGAUAUUAUACUUGGCCACCUGGUGAUCACAAAAAUCCUGACUGGCUACAUAUUUAACCUUUCUUUUUCGUUUUUUUCUGUCGUCAGCUUGUAGUUCUGGUAUUCCCAUCAAGCUUCUGAAGGCACCAUGAUUUUGAACUACUGUAUUAUGUCAACCUUGUUGCAAUGUACACAUAAAACAAUCAGACUGAUUGAAUGUACCCAAGUAAAGCUAAUCACUUUCCAGACAAAUUUACAACCUGCCAAACACAAGCCAGUCAAAAGCAGAAUGAAAUGGUCAGGUCCCCAGGGGAACAUUUAGAUUGCCAUUCCGCCUCUGUCCCUCCAUCACUUAGGCCUACUUCUUCAUCCAUAUCUACGAUAGAGAGAGACGUCUAAUUCCUGAUACGUUCUAACCUGAAUUUGAAGUAUCCUCUGACUCCCCUUGUUCCUUUUCUUGAAAUGUUUUCUUGGUGUGCUGCUGCUCAAAUUCCUUAAAAUGACCAUUCCAUGUGCCUUGAGAUCAAAAAGUGCCUCGCUAGUUAGGGAGCAAAAGUUUGGACUCAUUCCAUCACGGACAGAAAGUUGGACUGUGUUACACCUUGGAGCAAUCAUUUGCAGGAAAUCUGCUUUUCCAUUUUAGGAACUUAGAACAAAGGAAACAGUUAGUACAAUAAUAACGACGGUGCUACUAUAUCAGUUUUAUUCCAAAAGUAAUUUGAUGUGGGACUUUAGGAAGACAUUCCUCUUUUUCCAAAUGCACUUUUGUCUUUCCUCUGCCAAAGUGCAUGUUGCACAUCUCUCCAAAACGCCUUAAACAUGUUUACAGUGCCAAUAACUACUGUGAUUAUCCACAAUAUUAUUUUGAUUGUUUUUAUGUAUUUUAGGUACUCCGCUUUUUGAAUUGUUUUUACUCACUAGUGACCACAUUGCUUCACCCGCCUCAAUGCUGAAGUGCAUUUCCCAAAGUAUUUGUAAUAUUUAAAGUGAACCUAUGUCCCCUUUGCUGAACUGACUCACUAACAUCAACUGCACAGAAAUAUCUAUCACAAUAUAAUAACAACAACGAAACCCCUGAGUGUACUGAAUGGAGAAAGGUACGUAUUGCUCCUUAUAAAUUCAACAAAUAGGAUAUAUUUCUUCUAUCAACAGUUACCUAGUCUCACUUAAAUCAUCUCUGUGUAGCAUUUUGUGGCACAUAGUAUCCCUGACACAUUGAUGCAAUAUAUAUCCUCUAAGAUCAAUGCAGGUUUAUUGUAAAAAAAACAAUCUUGAAUUUUAAAAUCCACAAGUAGAUGCUUUCAGUUGUAGAUGCAUCCUGACAAUCUGUGAUCCAUAUUUGAAGGAUUUACUUGGAUUUAGAACUCGAUAUCCUUGUGUUUGAAAUGAGAUAUAUGUUUACUUGUGGACUAAUGGGAUCCUUCUUAAUUCCAACGAGGGGUCUUGUUUGGACACCACACUCCUCACCAAACCACUCACACUACAUUUCUUCCAAUCUUUGUCCUGGGUUUCACAGGAAUGCAAAAAAAUAAUAAUCAUUUGUUGGAGAGAUGAAAUGUUCAGUGUUUGAUUUCCUGCUGAUAAUAUAUAUAUGUACUUUUCAAGAUGGAAACUGAUUUGACUGAAAAAAAUAAAGGUUUGUAUUAUGUCCUUUU
Perca flavescens (yellow perch) is the source of this 5180-nucleotide messenger RNA. RefSeq names its product zgc:153039. Bases 362 to 3241 code for a protein of 959 amino acids. Gene Ontology annotation, cellular component: membrane. Lineage: Eukaryota; Metazoa; Chordata; Actinopteri; Perciformes; Percidae. Gene Ontology annotation, biological process: potassium ion homeostasis; cell volume homeostasis; chloride ion homeostasis. Gene Ontology annotation, molecular function: potassium:chloride symporter activity. The transcript has 13 exons. The record is from RefSeq and is a predicted model, not a curated record.